GGCGGGCUCGGGAUCCCCGGGGCCCGGGCUUCAGGGCCAGGGAGGGCCCGCCGGGGACUGAGGCAAGUGUGGGUCCCGGCAGGGCCUUGGCUCCCUGGGCCCGUCCGCCCGGUAAAAGGGGUGUCGCUUUGCGGCGUGCGCACCCAAAGAGAACCCGGUCCGCGGUGGUUCUUGGGCGAUCCAGUCUCGAGCGCGACGCUCUUGCCUUGGUGCAGCCUUCCACAGACUGGCCGAGUGUGUGUUCCCAUCGUUUAGGAAAGGAACGCGGCGUCUGUGAAUGUCUGCCAUGCGUAGUUGCGAAGACCGGACGAGCUCGUAACGUUAUUACUGCUGUUUUAUGUGUCCCAGCGCUGCAGGAUAAGCCUCAUUUCUUUUCAUGGCUCCUUUUUGUGUGUGUUCUUGAUCUGCCUUCUCAGGACACUACUCUUCUUUAAGACAAGAGCCUGGGAAGGAGGACUGUGUUGACAAGUCAUGUUCCAGGUGACAUUUAGUGAUGUGGCCAUAGACUUCUCUCAUGAAGAGUGGGGAUGGCUAGAUUCUGCUCAGAGGGAUUUAUACAAGGAUGUGAUGGUCCAGAAUUAUGAGAACCUGGUUUCUGUAGCAGGUCUUUCCAUACCUAAGCCAUAUUUGAUCAGUUUACUGGAGGAUGGGAAAGAACCUUGGAUGGUGGAGAAAAAAACGUCAAAAGAUUGGGAAUCAAGAUGGGAAAACAAGGAAUUACUAAUGAAGGAGGAUAUUUAUGAUGAAGAUUCACCCCAAAUGGUAAAAAUAGAAAAAGCUAUAAAACAGAGUCAUGAAUUUUCAGAUUUUAACAACGACUGGGAAUAUAUAGAUGGGACGCAUGAAAAUCAGGUAGAACAUUUCAGACCAGUGACCCUCACCUUUAGAGAAAGUGCCACUGGGGAAAGUGUUUACAAAUACGAUACAUUUAGAAGCAUCUUCCAUUUAAAGUCUAUUCUUUCUGAACCACAGAGAAUUUCUGCUGAAGGGAAAUCACAUAAACAUGAUAUAUUUAAGAAGAGCUUACCAAAAAGAUCUGUUACAAAAAAUGAGGAGAUCAGUGGUGGUGAAAAGAAACUUUUGAAUUCUAAAGAAAGUAUGGCAGCUUUCAGCCAGAGCAAAUCUCUUACCCUUGAUGAGACUUAUAAUAGAGAAAAAGUCUAUACAUGCAACGAAUGUGGGAAAGCCUUUGGCAAACAAUCAAUCCUUAAUCGCCAUUGGAGAAUUCAUACAGGAGAGAAACCAUAUGAAUGUCAUGAAUGUGGAAAGACUUUUAGCCAUGGCUCAUCCCUAACUCGACAUCAGAUAAGUCACAGUGGAGAGAAACCUUACAAAUGUAUCGAAUGUGGGAAGGCCUUUAGCCAUGUGUCCUCACUUACUAAUCAUCAGAGUACUCACACUGGAGAGAAACCAUAUGAAUGUAUGAACUGUGGAAAGUCAUUUAGUCGUGUUUCACAUCUCAUUGAACAUCUGAGAAUUCAUACACAAGAAAAACUGUAUGAGUGUCGAAUAUGUGAGAAAGCCUUCAUUCAUAGGUCAUCUCUCAUUCACCAUCAGAAAAUUCAUACUGGAGAGAAACCUUAUGAAUGUAGUGAAUGUGGAAAAGCCUUUUGCUGUAGUUCACACCUUACUCGACAUCAAAGAAUUCACACUAUAGAGAAACAAUUCGAAUGUAACAAAUGUCUCAAAGUCUUUAGCAGCUUAUCAUUUCUUAUUCAGCAUCAGAGUAUUCAUAAUGAAGAAAAACCUUUUGAAUGUCAAAAAUGCAGGAAAUCCUUCAACCAGCCAGAAUCCCUGAAUAUGCAUUUAAGGAAUCACUCUCGAUUGAAACCGUAUGAAUGCAGCAUUUGUGGGAAAGCCUUCAGUCAUAGGUCAUCCUUGCUUCAACAUCACAGAAUUCACACUGGAGAGAAGCCCUAUGAAUGUAUUAAAUGUGGGAAGACUUUCAGCUGUAGUUCAAAUCUUACUGUACAUCAGAGAAUUCAUACUGGAGAAAAGCCAUAUAAAUGUAACGAAUGUGGGAAAGCUUUUAGCAAAGGCUCAAAUCUUACUGCCCAUCAGAGAAUACAUAAUGGAGGUAAACCCAGUAGUGCACUAAGUGUAGAAAAGUCUCUAGGCCACGUGAAUCAUUAUACAUGUGAAAAAUCAUACAAGAGAGAAACUGUAUGAAUGCAAUAUUUGUCAUAAUACACUUCAGCCAUAGAUCUUUCCUGAAAAUUUAUACUGGAAAAAAGAAUGUAAUGAAUAUGGGAAGGUCUUUAGCCAGUGGUACAAGCCUUACUGUCCAUCACAGUUCAUACUGUAGAGAGAACAUUUGUUGCCUUCAUAGGAAAGUCUUUAGCCCAUAUUAAUCCCUUAAUUGGCAUAAGUAAAUCCACACUGGAGAAAAACCCAAUAUGUGUAACAUGGGAAAGACAGGCAAUAUGCAUCUCUUCUUGAAUACACACAGGAGAGAAGGAAAACGAAUAUAAAAACUGUGGGAAGUCUCAGUUAAAGUGUAUCCCUUAUUCUAUAUCAUCUCACACUGGAGAGAGCUCUAGGAGAAAUGUAGCAAACCAUUCACUAAGAGUUCUUAUCUUGCUAGACAUCAGAAGAUUAAUGCUAGAACAGCAUGAAGGAUGUAGGAAUUAUGUGUAAAUCUUUCUUUGCAAUAAUGCCGUUUGUAAGCAGUUCUACAGGAGAGCAAAUGAGUAGAUUAUAAAUGAAUAUGCCUUUCUGAUAGCAGUAAGCAUGCAAUUUUACUCAAGUCCUACAUAGAAGUUUUGUUAGCUAAUGGGCAUGUAAAGAUAUUUAGUCAACCAGUGGAUCCAAAAAAUGUUUUUAAAGUUAAAAAUUAAAGCUGCAAAAGAAGUAAAAGGUGGUGUGAAUAAAGUUUUUGAUCUCUAAUAAAACCAAUUUGUAUAUAAUACCCUC
Canis lupus familiaris (dog) is the source of this 2913-nucleotide messenger RNA. RefSeq names its product zinc finger protein 181. Gene Ontology annotation, molecular function: DNA-binding transcription repressor activity, RNA polymerase II-specific. Gene Ontology annotation, biological process: negative regulation of transcription by RNA polymerase II. The coding region runs from base 472 to 2169 and encodes 565 amino acids. The record is from RefSeq and is a predicted model, not a curated record. The transcript is spliced from 5 exons. Lineage: Eukaryota; Metazoa; Chordata; Mammalia; Carnivora; Canidae.